AUGACUCACCUGUCAGCGGUGGCAUUGCUGAUGCUGCACUUGCUCCUGGUGGUGCCCAUCCCGGCGUCCCAUUCACCCCUCACUCAGCCCCAACCCGUUGACAACUCCGAGGGGCUCAGCACACUGUCCAAACAUUUCGAGAGCCCCAUGGCCAGUCUAUCAUCGACCAGCAAUAUUCCCAGCUCCGACUUCGACAACUCCGCAUCCGGCAAUUCCACAAGGAUACUGCGUCGUGGCAAGCGUUAUCUACAAUUCAGCAAGGGAUCACGUAUGUCGUGGCGUACCAACGGCAAGAACAAUCUGUGGACAAUCAACACUCUGUGGGCCUACGGCUAUGGCUUCCGUACCAAUUACCCCUUUCCCUCCAUCGAGGAGCAGAAAAAGGAUAAUGCCGUCUUCUUCCGCCUGUUCAAGAGGGACCUCUUCUCCAAACUGGAGACCGCUCUGGAUGGCCACGGCUUUGAUGGUCGAGCUUGCAUGCUGAAGUCAUUCUGCACUGCCAUCAACGAUGUGGAUAAUCCCAAGCAAAAGAGCGGAAUGCUCUUCAAAAUGCUCAAAUUGAUAUUCCGUCGAGCGAAGAGAUAUUUGGAUAUUAUAGAGACCACUCGUAUAUUUGUGGGUAAAGCAAGGAGCACUAACUGAAAAAUUGCUUAUAUUAUAUUUAAUAUUAAACACCCCUUAAAGUUUCGCGUCAAUGCCAAAAACAAUGUGAUCAAAUCGCCGAUUGUGUGGGCCCAUGGCUAUGGCUUUCGGGCCAAUACGCCGGUGUUGGUCAAAAGGGAGAACCGACCCUUUCGCAGGGACACCUACGAGUUGCUCCACGAGCUGAUCGAUCGCAGUGGCCUGGAUGGACGAGCCUGUGUCCUGAAGGCCUACUGCACCGCCCUGGCCGGGGAUCAUGGUCAGGGAUUUUUGUUUAAGCUCUUGAAAUACGUAUUUACCCUGGAUGAGCACGACAAGCGGCACAUGCCGCAUCUGCGGGAGGAGAACUGCGAGCAAAUCAUGCACAGCCAUUGUCCUUUGAGCUUCGACAGCAUAUCCCCAUACACGGAUGAUGUGUAG
This is a messenger RNA of Drosophila teissieri, 1062 nucleotides long. RefSeq lists its product as uncharacterized. The record is from RefSeq and is a predicted model, not a curated record. The transcript has 6 exons. Lineage: Eukaryota; Metazoa; Arthropoda; Insecta; Diptera; Drosophilidae.